UCUUUCUUUGCUGGUUUUUUUUUAACGGUUUGUAGAUCUAUUUCUAGCAUUUUUUAACGACGCCCCGUUUUCACGAGGUGUCCGGGGCGGUGUGCGCCCUCGCUGUCUGCCGCGGUGUGAAGCAUCUGACUUGAGCUGCGCAAUUAAAACCGAAUUUUAAAUGAGCUCGAUUGCGCACAUUUCAGAUCCUUCGGGAGUAGCAGGAAUCCUGGCUGUGCUGUCCUGCGGUGCGUCAUUUUUUUGUUGGGCGAGCUCUUGUACGGUGUGAGAGCAGUGAAAUCUCCACAGCGCCGUGCUAAAACGGGGGUCUUUGUUCCAGUACCUUAAGGUGGAAUAAAACCGAUUGCAAAUGCUUGAAUGUCACACAGAUCCUGCAGCACCAGUAAUUCCAUAACCUCUCCAGUAUUCCCAGCACUAUCAGCUCCACAGAAUGCCUGGAAUCGCUGACUGCAGUGACCCACCUUGCCUGCCUUUUGUUCAGCAGCUCUAAUUCUGUUUAGCAGUUUUUAUUAGAAGGAGCAGGAUGCCUGUGCUGGCUGUUGAAUGGCACAUCUCUUUGUUACCUAGGAACCCACCUGACUGACCUUCUCCCAGGCUUGGCUUCUGGAGUCUUAUUUUCUUGGCCAUGGCUACUUCUGACAUCCAGGUGAAGGAGCUGGAGAAGCGAGCCUCUGGGCAGGCCUUUGAGCUGAUCCUCAGCCCCCGCUCGAAAGAAGCCGUGCCAGAAUUCCCUCUGUCUCCCCCAAAGAAGAAGGAUGUGUCGUUGGAAGAGAUCCAGAAGAAGUUGGAAGCAGCAGAGGAGAGACGCAAGUCCCACGAGGCAGAGGUGCUGAAGCAGCUGGCGGAGAAGCGGGAGCACGAGAAGGAGGUGCUGCAGAAAGCCAUCGAGGAGAACAACAACUUCAGCAAAAUGGCAGAGGAGAAGCUGACCCACAAAAUGGAAGCCAACAAAGAGAACCGUGAGGCACAAAUGGCUGCCAAGCUGGAGCGCUUGCGGGAGAAGGACAAGCAUGUGGAAGAGGUUCGAAAGAACAAAGAAGGCAAAGAUCCCGGCGAGGCCGAGACCGACUGACUCCGUUCUGGAAACUGACUCUCCCCCUCCUCCAAAUAUCCAAAGACUGUACUGGCCAGUGGUUUUAUCUUUGGUUUUUGUUCGGUUAUAUAUAUAUUUUUUUUUUUAAGUUUCUUAGAAACUGAUGUAGAACUGUAAAAUUAGAUCCAAACUGUACACUUGCUUUGGGGGCUAGAGGGGAGACCUUCCAUGUGUCACUUUUCUAAAGUGUUGUAUUUCCAGUGUAGCUUUUUCUUCUUGUUGCAUCCUUUUCUACGCCAGUGCACUCGCUCUUGGGUUGAUGGCGAGUACUGUUUCAGCUCUGUAAGACCUUUGUGCAAGGAAUCUGUAGUAACUGUUCCAUGCUGAAUAUCUGUUACACUUCAAACAAAACUCUCUGACUGUCCAGUCUGCUAAAAUCCUGCUGUAACUGAGUGACUCAAUAAAGCUGCACAGUGCUGUUA
Molecule: messenger RNA, 1515 nt
Organism: Poecile atricapillus (Black-capped chickadee)
Lineage: Eukaryota; Metazoa; Chordata; Aves; Passeriformes; Paridae
Gene: STMN1
Product: stathmin 1
Exons: 4
Coding region: 626-1072 (148 amino acids)
Biological process (GO): regulation of microtubule polymerization or depolymerization; neuron projection development; microtubule depolymerization
Cellular component (GO): cytoplasm; neuron projection
Molecular function (GO): tubulin binding
Source: RefSeq, a predicted model, not a curated record